CUAGCUGAGGUCAUUUCUCUACAAAAUGACAAAACAUAUCAAUGAGAGGGUCAUCCCAUCAGGUCUUCAUAAACCAGAGGUAAACUAUACAAGGCCAAGGAAGGAAUCAACUGGCAACCUUUUGAUGCACGGAUGACAACCAAUCAACUGAACCACAACAGCUAGUGCGUGCUUUGCCAGUUUUAGGACUUGAACCAGUGAAAGAAGCUUAUGACACUUACGAAGAUAAAUAUUUCUCUUCCCUUUUUAAUUGGAACUUCAAUUUAGGACCUAUAUAUAUGACUUUUCAUCUGUGAUCUCUUCUGUUGGUAGCCGCUGACUUUGAGUUGCAGGAAGGUCUCUGAAGAUUUAUAUCAAAUGACGUCAAUGGCCAGCUUGUUUUCUUUUACUAGUCCAGCAGUAAAGCGAUUGUUGGGCUGGAAGCAAGGUGAUGAAGAGGAGAAAUGGGCAGAAAAGGCAGUCGAUGCUUUGGUGAAAAAGCUAAAAAAGAAAAAGGGUGCCAUGGAGGAACUGGAGAAAGCCUUGAGCAGUCCAGGACAGCCGAGCAAAUGUGUCACUAUUCCCAGAUCUUUAGAUGGACGCCUGCAGGUUUCUCACAGAAAAGGCUUACCCCAUGUUAUAUACUGUCGUGUUUGGCGCUGGCCUGAUUUGCAAAGUCAUCAUGAGCUAAAACCAUUGGAUAUUUGUGAAUUUCCUUUUGGAUCUAAACAAAAAGAAGUUUGUAUCAAUCCAUACCACUAUAAGAGAGUGGAGAGUCCAGUCUUACCUCCAGUAUUAGUGCCUCGCCAUAAUGAAUUCAAUCCACAACACAGCCUUCUGGUUCAGUUUAGAAACCUGAGCCACAAUGAACCGCACAUGCCACAAAAUGCAACUUUUCCAGAUUCUUUCCACCAGCCCAACAACACUCCUUUUCCGUUAUCUCCAAAUAGCCCCUAUCCCCCUUCCCCUGCUAGCAGCACAUAUCCCAACUCCCCAGCAAGUUCUGGACCAGGAAGUCCAUUUCAGCUCCCAGCUGAUACUCCUCCUCCCGCCUAUAUGCCACCAGAUGAUCAGAUGGGUCAAGACAAUUCCCAGCCUAUGGAUACAAGCAGUAACAUGAUUCCUCAGAUUAUGCCCAGUAUAUCCAGCAGAGAUGUUCAGCCUGUUGCCUAUGAAGAGCCCAAACAUUGGUGUUCAAUUGUUUACUAUGAAUUAAACAAUCGUGUUGGGGAAGCUUUUCAUGCGUCUUCUACUAGUGUGUUAGUAGAUGGAUUCACAGACCCUUCAAAUAACAAAAGUAGAUUCUGCUUGGGGUUGUUGUCAAACGUUAACCGUAAUUCCACAAUUGAAAACACUAGACGACAUAUUGGAAAAGGUGUUCAUCUGUACUAUGUUGGUGGAGAGGUUUAUGCAGAGUGUCUCAGUGAUAGCAGCAUAUUUGUACAGAGUAGGAACUGCAACUUUCAUCACGGCUUUCAUCCUACCACUGUCUGUAAGAUUCCCAGCAGCUGCAGCCUCAAAAUUUUUAACAAUCAAGAGUUUGCACAGCUUCUGGCUCAGUCUGUCAAUCAUGGAUUUGAAGCAGUAUAUGAGCUCACCAAAAUGUGUACAAUUCGAAUGAGUUUUGUCAAGGGCUGGGGAGCAGAAUAUCACCGGCAGGAUGUUACUAGCACCCCGUGUUGGAUUGAAAUUCAUCUUCAUGGGCCUCUUCAGUGGCUGGAUAAAGUCCUCACUCAGAUGGGCUCCCCUCUGAAUCCCAUAUCUUCUGUUUCAUAGUGCAGAAGUAUUCUUUUCAAUUAUAUUAUUAGUGGACUUAUUUUAAUUUUAGGGAAACUUCCAGUACAGAUACUGUGAGCUUACAUGGAAAACAGCUUAUUUUUUUUUUCUACAUAAUUGUGACCAAUACAUUUGUAUUUUGUGAUGAAUCUACAUUUGUUUGUAUUAAUGUUCACUUGAUUAACUCCAAAAAGUGUUGUGAAAAAUGCAGAAAAAUUACUGUGCCCCAGUUCAAAAGUAUGGCAUUAAUCUUAAACUGGAACAUACUUUUGCAUUGUUGUCUCAACAGAUUAUUUUUUAUUUGUUAAAAUUUUUUUGAAAACUUAAAACAACACAUGAUGAAAAUUUAUAAUAAUAUAAGAGGGUAUACAGUGAAAAGUUUUCCCUUUGACUCUUGGUCCUCAAGAAGCUAUACUUUUACCAGUUUCUUUAUCCUACCAACUU
Molossus molossus (Pallas's mastiff bat) is the source of this 2199-nucleotide messenger RNA. RefSeq names its product SMAD family member 5 (gene SMAD5). The transcript is spliced from 8 exons. Gene Ontology annotation, molecular function: DNA-binding transcription factor activity, RNA polymerase II-specific; I-SMAD binding; RNA polymerase II cis-regulatory region sequence-specific DNA binding. Gene Ontology annotation, biological process: transforming growth factor beta receptor signaling pathway; BMP signaling pathway; cell differentiation. Lineage: Eukaryota; Metazoa; Chordata; Mammalia; Chiroptera; Molossidae. Gene Ontology annotation, cellular component: heteromeric SMAD protein complex. The coding region runs from base 358 to 1755 and encodes 465 amino acids. The record is from RefSeq and is a predicted model, not a curated record.